AUGUCAGAUCAACAAGAGCUCAUCCACGUCGACACCAGCUAUGGCCGACUCGCCCUUCGCUCGGUAGGCUCGGGAGAUGGAACACCGUUACUGCUCGUCCACGGCAACUCCUCAAGCAGCCGUAUCUUCAAACCCGUUUUAGAAAGCAAGAUCCCCUCCACCCGUCGCGUCCUCGCGCUCGAUCUGCCCGGCCAUGGCGAGUCUAGCAACGCCGAAGACCCCGAGCGUACUUACACGAUGCCCGCCUACGCAAAGGCUGCUGUCGAGGUGUUGCAGCAGCUCAACAUCGACGAGGUUGUAUUCGUGGGCUGGUCCCUCGGCGGGCACAUCGGUGUCGAGAUGCUCCCGCUGUUCAAGGGCAUGAAAGGUCUCAUGAUCAUCGGCUCGCUACUUGUCGCGCUCCGCGACGCCCCCCUGGACGACGCGCGGACUAAAUGGAAUAUGCGCGAGGACCUGAGUAAGGAGGACCUCACAAUGUUUGCGAAAGGUGGAACCGGUGGCCCUUUCGAGGAAUGGAUGGCCGAGGCGGCGAUACGUACAGAUCCAAAGUCGCGCAGGGUUUUGUUCUCCAAUCUCGGGUUCGGGGACUGCUCCGACCAGCAGAAGUUGGUUGAGAAUACGAGCGUGCCCACGGCAGUUGUCAUCGGAACCGAUGAGCCGCAUCUCGAUAACUCAAUGAUAAAGUCACUCAAAUACGGCAACCUUUGGAGUGGCAAGUGUGUUGAGAUUGAGGGUGGUCAGCAUUGCCCUCUUUGGGAGAAGCCUGCUGAAUUCAUUCCAAUCCUGGAGAAGUUCUUGGAGGAUGUUGCGAAUUGA
Messenger RNA from Endocarpon pusillum Z07020, 816 nucleotides. RefSeq lists its product as uncharacterized. The transcript has a single exon. The coding region runs from base 1 to 816 and encodes 271 amino acids. The record is from RefSeq and is a predicted model, not a curated record. NCBI's taxonomy places the organism in Eukaryota, Fungi, Ascomycota, Eurotiomycetes, Verrucariales, Verrucariaceae.